This is a messenger RNA of Mercurialis annua (annual mercury), 969 nucleotides long. RefSeq lists its product as uncharacterized. Bases 1 to 969 code for a protein of 322 amino acids. Lineage: Eukaryota; Viridiplantae; Streptophyta; Magnoliopsida; Malpighiales; Euphorbiaceae. Gene Ontology annotation, molecular function: nucleic acid binding; RNA-DNA hybrid ribonuclease activity. The transcript has a single exon. The record is from RefSeq and is a predicted model, not a curated record.
AUGACAUCUACAGAGGUUAGAUACACUCCUAUCAUGAAAUUGUGUCUGGCUUUGUUUUUUGCCUGCACUAAGUUAAAACACUAUCUGCUUAGUAAUAGAGUCUAUGUGGUGUCUCAAACCGACUUGAUGAAAUAUAUGCUAAACAAACCUGUUUUAUCAGGAAAUAUUGGAAAGUGGUUAUUAAGUUUGGCAGACUUUCAUUUGAUUUAUCAUCCCCAGAAGUCGGUCAAAGGUCAGGCUCAAGCAGAUUUCCUAGCCGACCACCCAUGUAUAAACCUAGGAGAUGAAAGUAAAUUUGACUUACCGGUUUUUAUGAAUGAACAUAGACCUUGGAUGCUUAAAUUUUAUGGGUCUAGUACAGAUAGGUCUACGGGUGCUGGAAUCAUAAUAGUAUCACCUUCUGGAGCUAAGACCUCCUUGUCUUUUAAUCUUGACUUUGAAUGUACAAAUAAUCAAUCUGAAUAUGAGGCUUUGAUUAUUGGAUUAGAAAUCCUCCUAGAUCUAGGUGCUAAAAAGGUCAAAAUAAUUGGAGAUUCUCAAUUGGUUAUUCGACAAGUGUCUGGCGAAUAUAAAUGCAUGAGUUACUCUUUAACUUCUUAUUAUGCUAUUGCUAUACAGUUAAUAGAGAGUUUUGAAGAGGUUGAAUUAGUACAUGUUCCUAGAGAGGAAAAUUGGGAGGCCGAUGAAUUAUCACAGCUAGCAUAUGGCCUACAUCUGUCGGAGGAGUUAACCCACCGACUAGUAAUGGUACAAAGAAAAACUCACCCUUCAAUUUUUAAAAGAGGAGUACAACUAGAUAUUUUUAAUAUUGAUGAUAACUUAGUACAGGAUUGGAGGAGAGAUAUUAAAAAGUACCUGAAGAAUCCUAGUAAGAAGAUGAUGUAUAAAGUAAGAGUGAGAGCUGUUAACUACGUGCUCAUAGAAGAUGUUUUAUACAGAAGAGGAUUCGACAACCUAUUGCUAAGAUGA